AAGAAACGAUACAGAUAAAAAAAAUUCUCUUCCUGAUAUUUAUGUGACGUGAAACAGCGAUGGAUGGCGACAGCCGCCAGCGGGGACGAGCGACGCAGGCGCGGGCGCGGCGGGGCCGGGGGGGGAGGGCGUGCUCGAGUUCAAGCUCAACGUCACCGACUCGCAACUGGUACUCGUCGAGGACGCCUCCGUCUGGGACACCAACGCGGUCAUAUUGAGGAGCACGACUGUAAUAACGUACCGGUUGGCGGAUCCUCUGAAGCCGGUGUCGUGCGAGCUGAACGAGCUGGAGGUGUUCUCGUGCGUGCUGGGGAUGGAGGAGGAGACCGCGCUGUCGAUAGUGGAGCCCGCCGCGCUGCACGUGCAUCUGCGCGCCGACGCCGUGCUGCACGUGGCGAUGGGUACACUGAACCUGCGGCUGUCGUAUCACGACAUGCGCAUGUUCGCGUCCAUGCUGCGCUCGUUGCCCGCGCAGGUGCGCGUCGCGCUCUCACGUGAGUAUACUCGAGCCACGGAGGAGGAUGCGCCGGCCAACAGCGUGCACAUGCACAGGGGCGGCGCCGCGGGCCCGCCCGAGCCCGACGCGCGCAACCAGGGGGGCGGCGCGGGGGGGCCGGGGGGCGGCUGGGGCGGCUACUGGCUGCGGGGACACCAUGCCCCCGCGCCCCCUCCGCUGCCAUCCACACCACCUUCUACACACAAGUCUUCCAUAUGGCCCCUGAAAGCUGUUCAGGUAUAUAGAGUCGCAUUUCGUGCUAUUUUACGAAUUUCUUGUGUCUUAAAACAGAGAGUAAGUAAAUGUCGAACGUCGUUCGUGACAGGUAAGCGCAGACUGCAUAACGUUGUGCGUCAUCGACGACUGUCUCGAUUCCGAUGUACCACUCCUCGAAGUCUCGUUCGGGGAUCUGCGCGUGGAACAGGAUCUCCGGAAAGAGGAGGAAGGUUUAGAUGAUCCGUUGCUGGUGUGCACACCGGCGGGCCCGGCGCCCGCCAUCACCAGCGGAGGGGGCGCGGGGGCGGGGGCGGCAGCGGGGGGCGGCCGCUUGAGCGCGCUGCUGUCGGCCGACUACUACAAUCGUACACUCUCCGGCUGGGAGCCCGUCGUUGAACCUUGGAGGUCUGUAUCUGGAACGAACUAUAGAUCUUUUA
Molecule: messenger RNA, 1149 nt
Organism: Diatraea saccharalis (sugarcane borer)
Lineage: Eukaryota; Metazoa; Arthropoda; Insecta; Lepidoptera; Crambidae
Source: the annotation of a GenBank genome assembly